CGUUACCCCACACUUGUGAAAUUGUCGUGCCAGACGGAGUAGUUUUUCCGAGAAAAAACGAAAACUAGUAAAUAAAUCUCGCAAACAUGAAGGUUAUUUACAAUACCCUGUUCAAACGCACCUCCACCUACGCCGUGGCCAUCAUCGCGUCGGCCUUCUUCUUCGAGCGCGCCGUGGACGUCAGCUCGAACUUGAUCUUCGAGUCCGUCAACAAAGGCAAACUCUGGAAGGACAUCAAGGGCAAAUACGAAUAAAUGAAUACGAUGUGAUGUAAUUAGCAUAAUAAUCAACGUUUAUUCUAAACGAAACGAAAAUAACUAAA
Molecule: messenger RNA, 322 nt
Organism: Drosophila bipectinata
Lineage: Eukaryota; Metazoa; Arthropoda; Insecta; Diptera; Drosophilidae
Gene: ox
Product: ubiquinol-cytochrome C reductase complex subunit oxen
Biological process (GO): mitochondrial electron transport, ubiquinol to cytochrome c
Source: RefSeq, a predicted model, not a curated record